GUGCCCGCCAGGGGGCGCCCUCGCACCGGGCGUGUCCGCUGGAGCGGGCCCGGAAGCGUCCCGGGGACGGCGGGGGGUGAGGGCCGGGCUCGGCCGGGGCCAUGGGCGCCUUCCUCCUCCUCCUCCUCCUCUUCCUGCCCUGGGCCGCCGGUGGCGCGGCGGUGUGCGGCCACUGCCCAGGACCGGUGCAGAACAGCUCCAUAGUGGCCCAGUACUGCGCGUCCCGGGCUGGCACCGAGAGCGAGGGACGCUGCUGCUGGGAACGGGGCGCUCGCCCGGAGCGCCUGCUCGGGCUGGACCUGAGUGACUGCUCCCUGCGCAGCCUUCCCCCGGGGCUGGCUGAGGCUGCAGCCGCCAUUGUCCUGGACCUGACAGAGAACCCCCUGACGGCCCUUCCGAAUGGCUCCUUCCUGGGCUUCACCCACCUGGAACGCCUCGCGGUGCCACUGGCACUGGAUUGCCCAGGUGGGAGUAGCGCCUGGGAGGAGGUGACGACACAUGGCAGCAGCCGGCUUUGUCAGGGCCAGAGGAACCCCUGCAACAGCUCCAGGGAGCUCGACUGGCCAUGCCCUGACAAUGCUGCCUGUGCCCCAGAUGGCCCUGGUCUCAUCCAGUGCCUCUGUGACAGACCCUUCCACGGCUACAAGUGCCUGCGUGAGGGCACGUUCCCCACACUGCUCUUCUGUGGAAUUCUGGGAGCCGCCACCCUGUCCCUGUCCCUCCUGCUGUGGCGAACCCAGCGAUGGAAAGCCAAGACCCCCUGAAGCAGACAGGAGGAUCAACGGUGCUGCUGAAGCCAGGGGCCGGGCCAGGCCGAGGGACUCUGUGUCUUGGGGGACUGCGUGCCCCGGGGCUGGGCUUGUAACUCGGUGGCUGGGGGUGAAUAAACUCCAUAGCAGCCUC
Messenger RNA from Falco peregrinus (peregrine falcon), 903 nucleotides. It is a transcript of the gene ATRAID, whose product is annotated as all-trans retinoic acid induced differentiation factor. Gene Ontology annotation, cellular component: intracellular membrane-bounded organelle. The coding region runs from base 102 to 764 and encodes 220 amino acids. The record is from RefSeq and is a predicted model, not a curated record. Gene Ontology annotation, biological process: positive regulation of osteoblast differentiation. The transcript is spliced from 7 exons. Lineage: Eukaryota; Metazoa; Chordata; Aves; Falconiformes; Falconidae.